CAGCGGCGACACCGCGACAGCGGCGACAGCGGCGACAUGCGGCUGGGCUGGCUCCGCGCUCUGCCCCGGCGCCUCUGGGGCGGCCCCGCAGCGCCGGAGCUCUGUCGCAGCCUGUGCCAGCGCCCCGCGCGUGUCCCCACCGAGGAUGGCGACAACACCGAGGGGACCCCAAAACCUCGCAGAGCCCCGAGCCGCGGCCCCGCGGAGGGCGACACCUCGGGGGGCGACACUUCGGGGGGCGACACUUCGGAGGGUGCCACCUCGGGGGGCGACAGUUCAGGGGGUGCCACCCCCAAGCCCCCCCUGCGCCGCCUCCGCUCCCGCGGGUCGCACCACGAGCACACCCACGGUGACACCGGCGGCACCGGCGGCCGCACCGACCCCGGGGCCGCGUUCGAGGCGGCGCUGCGGGAGCUGUCCCGGGCCCCGCCGGGCCGCGGGGGCCGCCUGGCGCUGGUGGAGGCGGCGCUGGCGGCGCUGCCCGCGCUGGGGGCCGAGCGCAGCCUGGGCGCCUACAACGCUUUGCUGCGGCUGCUGCCCCGCGGGGCCUGGGUGCCCCGGGGCCCCGUGCAGAGGCUGCUGUUCCCCUUCCCCCGGCAGCAGGAGUGCGGGCUGCGCCUGCUCGAGCAGAUGGAGCGCUACGGUGUGAUGCCAGAUGCAGAGACCCAGUUCCUGCUGCUGGGGGUGUUCGGGCCCCGCAGCCGCCCCAUGCGGAAGCUGCAGCGGAUGCAGUUCUGGCUGCCGCGCCUGCGGCACCUGGACCCCCACCCACAGCCCCCCCGGCCAAUGCCCCCCGGCCUGGAGGCUGCACGGCUGGGGCUGCAGCGCAUGGCCUGCGACCCCGGGGCUGUCAUCAGUGUCAUCCAGGCACCAGUGCCGGACUCAGGGGAGGAUGAAGGCUCCGUCCAGCCCUUCAUCCUCAGCUGUCAGAGCCAGGAUCAGCGGGAGCUCCUGGCCCAGCACGGCCCCGCCCGCCCGGUGUUCGUGGAGGGGCCGUUCCCCCUCUGGCUCCGCGGGACCCUCCUCAAAUACUUCGUGCUGCGGGGGGACCCCCUGCCCCCCCAGCUCAGGGCCUGGAGGGUCAUGGGGGGGUCAUGGACCCCCCCCCGGACCCUGAGCGCAGUUUUUUACUUCCCGCUGCACCUGGAGCUGGAGCUGGAGCGCGGCCCCUGGGACGACGACGACUUCGACGUGGACAGAGUGGAGGAGGGCCCGGUGCUGGCGCUGUGCGUGGCGGGCGGGGCCGAGCGCCGCUCCUUGGCCCGGUGGAUCGCGGCGCUGCAGGAGCAGAACCCGGCCCUGGAAUCCACGCCCGUCAUCUUCCGCCUCAAACCGGGGGCGGACCCGGCAGCCGAACCCCCCCCGAGACCCCGGCUGGGCCAGGGGAGCCCCCCGGGUGCGGGGCUGGAGCCCCCCGAGGGGCGGGAGCCGGGGGGAGAGACCCCCGGAAAGAGUGGGGAAUAAACGGGGUGUGAUGGAGAA
Agelaius phoeniceus (red-winged blackbird) is the source of this 1482-nucleotide messenger RNA. The record is from RefSeq and is a predicted model, not a curated record. NCBI's taxonomy places the organism in Eukaryota, Metazoa, Chordata, Aves, Passeriformes, Icteridae.